AUGAUCCUUCGUCUCGUCAUCCCUCCACGGAGUUGCCGGUAUCGGAAGUCCUUCACCGGGUACAACCACUCUUUUCCACCACGUCACCGUCCAAUGCACCUACUCGCCUUCCGCCCCCGCUUAUGUCUCCCAUGCCCCCACCAGGCAUCUCACCAUUUAGUGGGUUGGACGCUCUCGUUCAGGCAGCGUCGGUGGAAAGCGAGCGAGAGCGACGGAGGCUGAGUGCAGGCUCUGAUACCGCCAUCCAUUCAAGGCCCAGUUCAUCGCACAGGAUGGAUGUGGAUUCAUCCAUGGAGAUGGUCAGAGAGAAGGAGCAGGACAAGAUGAUCCUUGACAGCACCCCACGAUCAAGCGUGCCCCAUUCGUGGGAGGAGGCCUCCGCACGUCACGGUUUAUACGAUGGAACUGCAACACGGCAGGAGGGAAGGAGGCGGUCUAGUGCAAGCUCCAGCGCGAGUUUGCGAGGCCUCAUCAAUCCGACCCCAACUACAGAUAUCCAGAUUGCGGACGGCGUGGUCGUGGAGCCUCACUCGAUUUCUCGCGAUGUCCACAUAACCCCACGCCGUGCUUUAUCGCCGAGGCCUCCUGCUGCACGGGAAGUACAAGCUGGAAGCCCACCUGCGAGCGCCCACGGGCUGCCGGUGCAACCCGAGCCGAAAGUGGAGGCUCCCGACCCGGACCAACUGCCUUCUGUGCAGCCAGUGAAAGCCGAGUUUAUGCAAAUGCAGAGAUCUGCCGGUCCAUCCAGGGCCGGGGGCGAGCUAGCGCGGACAUCGCCGCAGGAAGCGCGGCCUCGGAAUCGGGUUCUCAAGCGGGAGUCCACUCCACCGCAAGUCAACGUGCGGACACCGACGCCAAAACUGGAGACAAAGCAAAUGCGGAAACUAAGCCUCGGUGGCGAAGACGAUCCUCAUGAGUGGCUUCUGGAGCAUUAUGCGGGCGAGUCGCCACGGGCGCCCGAGCCACCGCACUCGGAGCCACCUUCGCCACCUCCCGAACAUCGGCAGCCAACACAUGUGUUAGCCUCACCAGCGCAGACUAGACGCGAGGAUACUGCAACUCCUGUCGUUCUGUCUACCCCUCUACCUCCGAGCCCUAACUCGGCCAAAGAACUCGAGGACGAGCUUGUCGCUGCAGUCGAGCCGGAACCUGAAAGUAGAUUCCAUCACGCGGGCAUGGACAUGGAUGUGGAUGACGAGUUGCUUAGCUUAGUGGAUGACCAACAUCGCCCGCGUUCGUCUACCUCGAGCUCCACAAGGCAAAAUACUUCGUCUCCUGCAAAGGCCAAAGUCUCUCCGACUCCUGUCCCGAGCACCGUGCCACGACAGAAGACCGGUGUCACAGACAAUCUUCCUUUGGCAGAAUCGACGCAACCUGCCCCUACAAGUUCAAGUCAAAAGAAGAAGCCCAUCGGUAAGACGAAAGCCAAGGAACCUAAAGAGGCUAAGGCUACAGCAAAACUCAAAGCAAAAGCUCCCGCCAAGCCCAAGGGAAAAGGGAAAACCUCAGCGCCUGGGACCGAUGCCGCGCUUACCCUUGCUGAUAUCGCACCAGGUUUGACGACAACAGGCAGGACGAAAAAGGUGCCGGUCUUCCGGAGACCCGAUGAUACACUUCCCGCUGUGUCGGGAAAGAAGGGUUCGGGAACUGCGAUGUCCUCCUCGAACCAGGCGCCCUCCCGUUCGCGAUCGACAUCUGUCAUGCCUCCUAGCAUUGAACAGCACAGGGAGUCCAAGGAGGCGAGGGAGAGCGAGGUGCCUCAGGAUGAUCAAGACGACGAGAAGCUGUAUUGCAUAUGCAAGACCCAGUAUGAUGAGGAUCGGAUCAUGAUUGCCUGCGACAGGUGCGAUGAGUGGUACCACACACAAUGCCUCAAGAUGCCCGAUCUUGAGGUUGAUCUAGUAGACCAAUUUAUAUGCCCGAUUUGCGUGAAGAAUAAUCCCCAUCUUUCGCUGCACACGACAUGGAAACAACGGUGUUUUUACGGGCUAGAACAUCCCGACCCAACGUCGCAGGCCGCAUGCCACAAACCAGCUCGCGGACUUUACUCCAAGUACUGCUCAGAUGAAUGCGGCCUCAAGCUGAUGCAGGCGCGGAUCGCAAAGUGGUCCAAUGAAGGCGGGAACAAAGCAGGACUGUGGGAGAAGGUCAAGUCCGCGCAAAAGAGGGAAGGCGUGACCGUGCGGAUUGAAUUCGAACCAUCGAAGGACAGAGUGGACGACAUCAAAGUUGGCCAAGGCAUGUACGGAGCACGUACGGAGAAGCUCAUAGCGCCACAAAGAUCCAUCAUCCAACGCGAGGUCGACAGGCUCCAUAGCCUGCUGGAUCAGCUUCAGCUGAAGCGGGAUGAAAUCAACAGGACCAUGGACAUUGUGCAAUGGCGGGAACGUUUGGUGGAACUUGCCGAUGGACGAUCGGAAAGGCUCGAGGAAUGCGGAUGGGAUCAACGCCUUUGCUUCGGCGAUACUGAGGUGGCAGUUUUCGGGGCCGGUGUAUUCGAGAGUUACGAGAGCGUCGUCAUUGAGGAUUCCGCAGCUGAAACGCCUGGGGAGGACGGCGAAUGGUGGUGUCGCGGGAAGAAGAAAUGCGAACGCCACGCGGGAUGGCAGAAACUACGCCUAACAGAGGUCGCGCUGGAGAGGGAAAUCAAAGAGGUGGCUCUCAACAAGCUCACCACGCGAGAGCGUGAACUCAGGAAGCGCAUGGAAGAUCUCCUGGAUCCGUUCACUCGACAAUCGCAGGCCGCUGAGCCAGUGCGCUCUCAGCCAGUUGUGGCCAUCAAUGGACAUGGGAAGGCUAAACCCAAUGGGCAGACCACGAAGCGGGGUAAGAAGAGGAAAGCAGAGUGAUGUGUUACUACACCCAUUUCCAUGCGAUGAAUAAUAUAGAGCACGUACAAAGGACAAAUGUAUCGAUAGUAAUGCGCGUAUACCGCCCGUGAGGUGCUGGAGCCCCUCCGCCAGCGAGGCAAUAAUGAAUCUGCCUAUUGCAUCCUCUAAUCAGAGGAUGCGAGCCCCAGACAUUCCUCUGCAUCGUCUGCUCAGUACGCAUCGCCCUCCCCUCCUUCCUUGCAAAACCCUCGCUGCUCAAAUAAGAUGUGCGAUUUGACCUCUUCUUGUUCUUUCUGUUUGACCGCAUCGGCCUUGUGAUAUGGUUCCAACACGCUCCAGUCAACCUGCUUUAGAGGAACAUCAUCCUCGCGAUCCAGGUCCACCUCUCCUAGGAGAACUACGUUCUCUCCUCUAAUGAGAUAGAGGCCACGCCAGUUUUCUGCAAAGACGUCCUGGUGAUAGAUUCUUUCUACCGUGUCUUCCAGCACUAGAUUUGCGAACUGGUCAUAGGAGCGUAACACGCCGACAAGCUUCCGGCCGUCGCGAAGGACAACCAGCAUUUUCCUGUCCACGCAGUCCAUAAGCGACCCGCUGGUGGUGAAU
Messenger RNA from Punctularia strigosozonata HHB-11173 SS5, 3434 nucleotides. RefSeq lists its product as uncharacterized. The record is from RefSeq and is a predicted model, not a curated record. Bases 123 to 2849 code for a protein of 908 amino acids. Gene Ontology annotation, cellular component: Set1C/COMPASS complex. The transcript has 8 exons. Gene Ontology annotation, biological process: positive regulation of DNA-templated transcription. Lineage: Eukaryota; Fungi; Basidiomycota; Agaricomycetes; Corticiales; Punctulariaceae.